AUGUCACCACAGCCAUUUGCCACCUUCAUCGCAAUUGCACUUCCCACCGAAUGCUCCGGCGCCUCUGCUAUUGGCACGGCGACGACCACAAAUGCCGGCGGUCAACCGGUCUACGUCUGUACCGGUCUCAACGCUGCUCCUUCAGUAUCAUUGCAUCACAGCUCGCUGGCUUUGAGUUCGAGUACACCUACUUCUGGCACGAAGACCGGGGCUCCGACUCCAGUCGCAACAUCACCUUCCACGACUCCAACUCCCACGCAGGGCAUGAGCGGCGCGGCUCGGGGUGCCGGCGGUGAUGGUGCUCCCGGACUGUUGGCCCUCGGCUUGCUUGCAUGGCUUGGGACGGCGGCGUACAAGAGCAAAAACAAUGGCGAUAAGAAAAAGCACAGCAGCAGCCACAGCCAUAGCAGCAGCAGCAACACCAACACCACGUGUCUCUCAUGCUGGCUCUGGGCGUUUGCCAAUGUCACGUGGACUGUGCAGCCGCUGAUUGGGGCGGCUAAGCUGAACCUUUCCUUCAUCCUCAACAAGCCCUUCGACGUAACCUUUGCCCAGCAGCCAAAGCCCGAACUCACCUCCCCCCAUGAUGUCCUCGUCGCCAUCAACUAUACUGGCAUCUGCGGCUCCGAUGUUCACUACUGGGAACACGGCCGCAUCGGCUCCUUCGUUCUCACCUCCCCCAUGGUCCUAGGCCACGAGUCGGCAGGGACCAUUGCCGCCGUCGGGUCUGCCGUCAAGACCCUGGCGGUGGGUGACCGCGUUGCGCUUGAACCCGGGACACCGUGCAGACGUUGCGAGCCUUGCCUCAGCGGACACUAUAAUCUGUGUCCCGAGAUGAAAUUCGCUGCUACCCCGCCGUUUGGAGGAACCCUCACGGGAUUCUAUGCCAGCGCCGAGGAUUUCUGCUACAAACUGCCCGAGCAUGUCUCUCUGCAAGAAGGCGCGCUGCUCGAGCCCCUGGCAGUCGCCGUGCACAUCGUCAAGCAGGCCGAGAUCAAGCCCGGGCAAUCCGUGGUCGUGAUGGGUGCCGGCCCCGUCGGUCUCCUCUGCUGCGCUGUCGCGAAAGCCUACGGGGCCUCCACCGUCGUCUCAGUCGACAUCCAGCCCGCGCGUCUCGACUUCGCCAAGUCCUACGUGGCGACGCACACCUUCACACCGUCGCGCGUCUCGGCCGAAGAGAAUGCCGCCAACCUCCUGAAGAGCGCCAACCUCCCCUCAGGCGCCGACGCCGUCAUCGACGCCUCGGGCGCGGAGCCCUCCAUCCAGACCUCCAUCCACACGGUGCGCCGCGGCGGCGUGUACGUGCAGGGCGGCAUGGGCAAGCCGGACAUCACGUUCCCGAUCGUGGAGCUGUGCGUGAAUGAGGUCACGUGCAAGGGCUCCUUCCGCUACGGCAGCGGCGACUACAAGCUGGCGCUGGAUUUUGUGGCCAAGGGCGCCAUCGACGUCCGGCCGCUGAUCUCGCGGACGGUGGAGUUCACGGAUGCGGAGCAGGCUUUUAAGGAUGUGAAGAGUGGGCAGGGGAUUAAGGUGUUGAUCAAGGGGCCGAAUGAGAAAUGA
Molecule: messenger RNA, 1560 nt
Organism: Drepanopeziza brunnea f. sp. 'multigermtubi' MB_m1
Lineage: Eukaryota; Fungi; Ascomycota; Leotiomycetes; Helotiales; Drepanopezizaceae
Source: RefSeq, a predicted model, not a curated record